Metopolophium dirhodum (rose-grain aphid) is the source of this 4104-nucleotide messenger RNA. RefSeq names its product beta-galactoside alpha-2,6-sialyltransferase 2 (gene SiaT). The coding region runs from base 246 to 1457 and encodes 403 amino acids. Lineage: Eukaryota; Metazoa; Arthropoda; Insecta; Hemiptera; Aphididae. Gene Ontology annotation, molecular function: sialyltransferase activity. The transcript is spliced from 6 exons. The record is from RefSeq and is a predicted model, not a curated record.
UUUCGCCUUAUCAUACGCACGACUACCGCAUCCGAGUGCAGUGGUUAGGUAUCGCACACUAUACCGACGGGAAAUUAUUAUUAUUAUUAUUAUUAUUAUUAUUUAACAUCGAACAAAAAUGCGUGAAUUCCAAAAUGUUAGUAUGUCAUCAUAAUAAUUAGCGAUUAAUUGCCAAUUAAUUCGCGUGCGAUUUAUAUGCACAUUGAUGGUACAGCAGAAAAACGCACCACUAAUAUUUGAUAAAAAUGCGUUCGGUUGCACUGACAGUAUGGUUUUUUUUAAACGUCGUACUAUUGGGCAUGUGCGGAUACAUUUAUCUACUUUGGCUUCAAUAUUGGCGUCACAUAAGCGUCAAAAACCAACAAACUCAAGAAUUGACUUAUACACAACAACAGCCUUACGUCGAGUAUUAUGACGAAGGCGAUUUCACAACUGCUCAUCAGAAAAACGGAAAUCCAUUAAUGCGGAUUAGUGAAGCGUUUCUAGACAAGUCAGAAAGAAUCAGGUUAUUUAAUUUCAAAAAUAAAAUCAUUGCCCGUCUAAGGCAGGUAAUAAUGAAGGAGAGUAGCAAUUAUGGGUCCGUUAAAAACGAGAACCCUUACAAUGUUCCGUAUAGACCGCAAGCACCGAAUAACGUGAAAAGCGACUGGACGUGUGAUAUGGCUUCCAGCGUGGAGAAAUUUAGAACAUUAGAAAAAAAUGACAUUGAUCAUAUGUUGACCAAAAAUAUUCCGGAUGUGCCACUGUUUGACGAUAAUGAAGUAUUCGGCACAUGUGCAAUCAUAUCCAAUGCGGCUACUCUUCGCAAUUCAAAUCUCGGAUACUUCAUAGACCAACAUGACUUGGUGUUACGGUUCAAUAAUGCUCCAACAAAAGGAUAUGAAAAAGAUGUGGGCUCAAAGACAACAAUACGUAUUUUAAACUCACAAGUUGUCACUAAACCACAAUUCCAAUUUGUAUCAUCGCCAUUAUACAAGCGGCUCAAACUUUUGAUGUGGGAUCCAUCAAAUUACACAUCGUCAAUUAACGAAUGGAUUACGAGCCCCGAACAUAACUUUAUUGACAACUACAUAUCAUUUAGAAAAUCUAAUCCUAGGUCAAACUUUCAUAUUGUUCAUCCACAAUAUCUGUGGCGUCUAUGGGAUUACAUACAAGAUCAUACUACAGCUCAUAUAAGACGCAAUCCUCCAUCUUCAGGAUUUUUAGGAUUAGCAAUGCUGUUGCCGCGAUGCACGGUCGUUAACAUGUUCGAGUUCAUACCGUCUGAAAGAAUGACACACCGAUGUCAUUACUAUCACGAAAAAGUCGACGUGACGUGUACAUUUGGGAUUUGGCAUCCGCUGGCGGCGGAAAAACUCCUGAUGCUAACGGCGAACACCAUGCCCGAUCAAACAGUUUUCCACACAGGGUUCCUCUCAAUCCCCGGUUAUAAGUCUCCGAUAUGUACUUCGUUAUAGUGACUGCUACCUGCGAUAAAUAUGACUUAUUAUUAUGAUCAUAUUUUUUUUUUAUAUUUAUACAUAAUGAGUCUUGUAUUAUAAUGCCCACAACGCGAAUAAUAAUUAUUAUGUAUGAGGUCACGAGGCACCUACCUACCUACUGUCUUGAUUUAGUGUAGCUGCAGUGUGCCUAUUAUAUUAUUAGAGCGCAAUCAUAAUUUGUUAAUAUGAUAGGUAUAUUAUGAUUUAUGACGUAACGAGUACUUAAUAUCAUUAACUGAUCAACUUCGAACUUAUUAUCUCGGAACAAUAUUUAUUAGUAGAUUAGGUAAACAAUACAGCACGAAGUGUCGAAGUCUGACGUUGUAACUUUUUUUUUAUUAUUGUACAGAAACAAAAUAUUACUAUAGGAUUUAUACAUAAUAUUAUUAUACACUUAUAUAGUGAAAAUGACAACAACAUUAUUUUAUAUUUUCUUCGGAUUUUAUACUAUUAUAACAAUGAUUAUGGCUAAUUUGUUUUUUUUUAAAAAAAUAUUUUAUAUAAUAUUAUAUAAUAUACGACUGAUAAAUUAGUGAUAAUUAUAUUAUGUUGUUGGCUUUACUAUAUAAUGCCGCAGUAAUGGUGUAUGCUAUAUAUUGUAUAUUUAUAUUAUUGUUUCAUCGACAUUAUAUUAUUAUGUUGUUGUCGUUUUCAAGAGUCAUCCGAAUUCCGAUCUCAAUGUUUGAGUGAAACAAUAACUUCUACACAUAAUGAUUAAUGAGUAAUGACAAUAAUACGACCGUGCACGGUCAUAAUAAUAUAGUAAAAUAUAUAAUAAUUUCGUAAUAUUUUAUUCAAAAUUACACUUUAAUGUGUUUGAUGGUCAUACAGAUUAUUCGAAGUACGCGUGACCUGUGGUAGUAAUGUACAACCCAAGAACCGCGUAUUAUUCACUUUACAAUCUAUUGGCUAUAUAUAAUAGUAGUGGUACCUAAAUUAUAAAUAUUAUGAAAAAAACACAAACAAGACAACAUAAUUUUUGGUUGUUCUUAAGGUGGUAUUCUACUUUGAUUUAAGUUAAUAUUUUUUAUGAAUAAAUAUUAUUAUUAUGAUUUAAAAUAUUGAAGUAAAAGUUUAAGGGUCACUAAUUAUCCCUUUACUUUUCUUGGUGCAAAAUACUUACCUAACUACUCAAUAGACUUUUAUUACCUAUCCAUUUAUUAUUUUUAUGUUUAAUUGAUGGUAAAUAAUAUUAUAAAUCGAUUCUGAACGGACCCUUUUUUAUUUAGUGUUUCUGUAGUAGGUAUAAAUGUAUAAUAUAAUACUUACGAUAGUUAAAAAAAAAUCGUGACUAAUUAAAUUAUACUUAGUAAUAAACCAGCUUCUAUUAACAUUAUAAGUCAAUUGUAAACACAAACAUCAAAUUACAAAGUGUAUCGAUCCAAAUUAAAAAUAUGUACCUACCUAACGUUUAGCAGAUACUUAUAAAAUUUAACUAUCAAAUUUUCCGUUAUUUAAAUUUUAACUUUUAAGUAGGUACCUAUUAUAACUUAAUAUUCCUACCUAUAUAGUAUACAGAAUAUUAUAAAGGUUAAUAACAUUUAAUUCAUAAGUAUAACUGUAUAAUAGUAGGUAAUAUAUUGUUUAGAAUGAUUUGAUAGGUAGAUAGUAAACUUUAUUGUUUUAAAUGUAUAUAUAUUAUUUUCAAUUUCUCUCAAAACUAUUGAUAAUUUCUAUAAGCCCCUACUUAGAGUUUAGUAUAAAAAUCUAUUAAAAUACCAUUUAUGUUUUAUGUCUUGUCAGUAUUUUUGAAUCGACACGAGAAAAAAUAAUACAUUUUGUUUAAAUAUGUUUGGGAACUUUUUUACACCUCCUCAUAUUUACUACAAGGCACAAUCUGUAUAAACUACAUCAAAAAACCAAUGUUUAAGUUUUAAUUUUUGGAAUUCAAUCAAAAGAUAUAAAGUAUAACCUAGUAACAGAGUAACUUAACUUUUCAUGUAGGUCAUAUUAUAAUGUUAAUUUUUUUCAACUCAUAUUCUAACUGAAAAAACAUUUUACAGUAGUGUAUUUAAAAAAUGUAAUAAACUUUUUUGAAAUAAGUGUGUAUUAAAAUUGUAAAUAGAAGAGGUAGGUAGUAGGUACAUUCCAAAAAUCCCGUAUCAAAAAGAAUGUAUACUAUUAAGUUGGAAUUUUUUCAUAGAUUACUGUGGAAAAUCCGCAUUUAACUAUAUUGUUGUAUUGUUGUCCCACGGAGAUACUUGUAGGUUGAUACGGGACUUUAGGGACAUACUAUAUAGACUUUAGUUCGUUAAUUCAUGGUCACUGGUUGGGUAAAUUGUAAAUAUUGUUUUAAUUUAACGAAAACAAAAUAAUAUUAAAUCAUUUAAAUCUAUAAACUAUAUACUUUCUACCACUUCCUUCAUAGUUGUUUAACAGUAAUAAAAAUAACAAGUGGCAUGUUGCCAGAGGAGCUGAUGUCAUCGUAUGAAUGUAUCGUUGUAAUGAAUAGGAGAGGCGAAUGCGAACACGUACAGCAACACUAUAGUUAUAAACUUGGUAUAUGUUUAGUUUUUCUACAUUAUUUACGUUGAACAUUUUUUAAUAUCGUUGUUUUAAUAGCUAUUUUUUUUAUUUUUUUUUUGUAUGCGGUUUAAAAUUUAUUAAACUUAUAUAUUAUGUA